AUGAAGUCUCGACGAACUCAACGAUCCAAGUCUCUCCCUAACAACCAAUCGCCCAAGAGAUCAUUCUUUUCUAUCAUUUCUCGCCGGCUUUCUCUUAGUUCCAGACGACGCGCCGACUCUGUUCGCUUGUAUGACGACAGUGAAGAUGAUGACACUGUCCAAGUGAUCCCUCAAGAGAUUCAGCCACCCACACAAUCUCGCUUUUCUAGACGAGCCUCCCGCUUCUGGUCUACCUCAGCUGCCAACCAAUUCGACGACGAUGACUCUUCGCCUCAAUCGCCCACGUAUCCCGCCUAUGGGGGCGCUUAUGUUCCCCGACACGCUGCAAGCGACUUCUCAAAGACAGCUUCCAACCGCCUCACCAUGAUGGCAGAGGCAGAUGAGACAACUCUCUGUUCAUACAACUUUCGCACCAACAGGACUACCAGAAGCUUCGGCACAGACGAUGAGCUUGACGUGGACCAUCGAGAACAAGCCCUCAAUGCCCUUACUAGUAUCGCCCUCUCGAGCGAAUCAAGCAGUGAGAGCACCAACGACUAUACUCUUUUCUUGGCCGACGCUGCGACUGGCUCGGAUGCACGACGACGAAGGUCUGCUGCUGCAUGGGCUGAGCUCGAGCACAGAGCAACGGCUGCGAGUCGAAGGACCAGCGGCACGGAUUUCCUCAUGGGUCGACCGGGGCGCACGCAGAGUAGUUAUCUGGGCUUACCUGGCAGUGCAUAUGACUCUUCCAGGCCAGCAAGCUCGGUUGCUGUGAGCAUCACCGAGUAUAUCAGACCAGCACAGACUGGCAGGGUUUGGUGA
This is a messenger RNA of Fusarium mangiferae, 804 nucleotides long. RefSeq lists its product as uncharacterized. The transcript has 2 exons. The record is from RefSeq and is a predicted model, not a curated record. The coding region runs from base 1 to 804 and encodes 267 amino acids. Lineage: Eukaryota; Fungi; Ascomycota; Sordariomycetes; Hypocreales; Nectriaceae.